AUAUUCCGGUGUUUCUAUGCGGCGGUGGGCUUUAACGGCGCUUUCCCGAGCUGUGUGAGUGAUUAUGGCUGCGAACAGCAGCACCGGUUCGGCCACCGAGCCUCCGGGACUGGAGACCCAGCGGCGGGAGAUAGACAACCUCAACCAGAACCAUCAACUCCGGGCCGGGGACAGUUGGUAUUUGUUGGACAAAAGAUGGUUUGAUCAAUGGAAAGAGUAUGUGGAGACCGGGGACCAAAAUUCCUCCUCUUAUCCUGGGAAGAUUGAUAACACAGAACUCUUUGAGGAUCUGGAUUCUUACCAUCUGAAAGAGAGGUUGGUGGAAAAUGAGGACUUUGUCCUGGUCCCAGCAGAAGCCUGGCACAAACUCUUGUUGUGGUAUGAUAUGAUGGAUGAUCAGCCUCCAUUGGAGAGAAAGGUCAUUGACCUUCCCAGCACUGUUAAAGUCGAGGUCUACACUGUGGAGAUCUACCUCUGUCUUUCUAGCAACUUGGAUAAUACUUUUCAGGCAUGGUUCAGUCGGGCAGACAAGAUUCAUGCCAUACAUCAGAAGAUACGGCAGCAAUUUGAAGUGUCAGAUACUGCUGAAAGCCGAAUGUGGAUGAGGAGUACAGAUGGAAGCUCUGAGAGGCUACGCAACCUUAACAUGACUGUACUGGAUGCCUGUCUCAGCUCCGGCAUGACAGUGAUAAUGGAGAUCAGGAAUGCAGAUGGUACAUGGCCCACAUCCAGGCCUCAGAUCAUGCGGAACUCUGCUGAUGAUCAGGACUCGUAUCGAGGUCCUCCGGGAGUGUGUGGCCUUACAAACCUCGGCAACACCUGCUUCAUGAAUUCGGCCUUACAGUGUCUGAGUAACACGCCACCACUGACUGAGUACUUCCUAAAGAGCUUGUAUCUGGAGGAACUGAACUUCUCCAACCCUCUGGGCAUGAAGGGUGAAAUUGCGGAAGCCUACGCCGAUGUCAUCAAACAGAUGUGGUCAGGGAGGCACUAUUCUGUGGUUCCCCGUGUCUUUAAGACUAAGGUUGGCCACUUUGCAUCACAAUUUCUGGGAUACCAGCAACAUGACUCUCAGGAGCUGCUGUCCUUCCUGCUGGACGGUCUUCAUGAAGACCUUAACCGAGUCAAGAAGAAGGAGUAUAUUGAACUCAGGGAUGCAGACGGUAGACCAGACCAGGAAGUGGCUGAGGAAGCGUGGCGCAACCAUCUGCGGCGGAACGAUUCGGUCAUCGUUGACACAUUCCAUGGGUUGUUCAAGUCAACCCUGGUGUGCCCAGAGUGUUACAAGGUCUCUGUAACCUUUGACCCCUUCUGCUACUUGAGCGUGCCCUUACCAGUCAGUAAAGAGAGAGUCAUGGAGGUUUUCUAUGUUUCCCUCGAUCCUACAGCCAAACCAACCCAGUAUCGGUUGAUUGUCCCUAAAGCUGGCCAAGUGUUUGACUUGUGCACUGCCCUCUCUCAGGCAAUAGACAUCCCACCUAACCAGAUGAUGGUGGCUGAUGUGUUCAAUCACAGAUUCUAUAAGAUAUAUCAAGCUGAAGAGUCCUUAAGCUGUAUACUGGACCGGGAUGACAUAUUUGUGUAUCAGCUGAGCAGUGGCUCUGUGGAUCAGGAUGGUGAGGAGGUGGUUCUGGCCAUCUACAUGCGUGAACGCUCUCACUACAGAGAUUACGGUUCGGGAAGUAACAGUUAUGGCACCUGUCUGUUCGGUCACCCGCUGCUGAUGUCUGUGCCGCGCGGUCAGUGCAUACAGGAAGAGCUUUACCAGCUCCUACUGAAAAGACUGGCGCGAUACGUCCAUCCCCAAGACCCCUCAGAAGAAGUAGAGGAAGAAGAGGAGGUUGAGGAUGGAGGAGAGGAAGAAGAGGAGGAAGAGUUGUACAAAGCUCAGACCAAUGGAGUUAGUGAUGAUGAGGGUCAGGAAGACUCUGUAGAGGCAGGGCCAUCCAAGAAAGAGGAAGAGCAGUCACAGGAGAACAGUCAAGUUGAUGGACCGAACAACGGCCAGUCAGAAGCCAAGAAGAGCAGCGAGAGGAAGGAGAGAGCUGAGGAGGAGUCAAGCAGUGAACCAGACCGAGGCAGCAGUACAGAAGAGGGCCAAUCAGCAGGCGGCAGCACUGACACAAAUUCACAAGAUGCCACUGAUGGGGACCAGAGUGCCGGCGCAGAGCCUUCGGGAAAAGAGGAAGAAGAUGAGGAGGAAGAUGGAGAAGAGGCCACACUUUGUGCACAGGCUAAUAAGAAGCAUCCAGGAAGACGGCACUUCACACAAAGGCGAAAAAAAUCCCUCUUUACGAUUCAGUCUGUGAAUUCUAAUGGCACUUCAGAGCGAGGGAUGGGCGAGGCAGGCAGCAACUUCUCUUUCAGCUCUCAGCAAUACAUUGCCAUCGACUGGGACCCUGACAUGAAGAAGAAAUACUACAAUGAGAACGAGGCUGAGAAAUAUAUAAAGCAUCAGAGCAUGGACGUCCCUCACCAGCAGACAACAGUACAACUGCAAGAAUGUAUAGCACUCUUUACCACGGUAGAGACACUGGAAGAGGAAAACCCCUGGUAUUGUCCUACAUGUAAGAAGCAUCAGCUUGCCACUAAGAAAUUGGAUCUGUGGUCUUUGCCAGAAGUUAUUAUCAUCCAUUUAAAGCGUUUCUCCUACACCAAGUACUCUCGAGAGAAACUGGACACAAUUGUGGAUUUUCCUCUUCGGAAUUUGGACUUCUCAGAUUUUCUCUUGAAGAAGACGGUGAACAGUGCUGAACCUCCCUGCAGAUACGACCUCAUUUCUGUGUCCAACCACUAUGGCGGACUCCGUGACGGACAUUAUACUAGUUAUGCCAGGAACAAGGACAACUGCCAGUGGUAUUACUUUGAUGACAGCAAGGUGACCUAUGCAAGGGAGGAACAAAUUGUGACAAAUGCCGCCUACCUCCUGUUCUAUCAGCGCCAAGACAAGAUCCGCCAACCCACCGCCCCUCCACCUGUACCAUCUUCCACCCAACCAGAGAACCACACCAAAUUCCAGAGCCAUGAUGGAGAGGAUGGAGCCACUUCCUGUGUCAGCAUGGAGACUGACUAAUUUCGUCCAUCCUUUCCUCUGCUUUCUUACUCCACUUCUGUCUUUCAAUCGCUUGUCACUUCCUCCUUCACAUUUUUUGAUCACCCUCUUUUGUUUAAUUUAAUCUUACUUAACAGAAACUUGAACCUCUGCCUGUGCUCUGACUCCUACAGGAAGAGGGUGGCAGGGGCUACUUUCUCAGGCUGGUGCGAGAGCAUCAUGGGGUGGGAAUGCAGAUUAUUUUGUUUUCUUAACGACAAACUCAAGGAAACAGGUUAGGCUUGUGGCCGAAUUUAGAGAUUACACGCUGAUUUGUUUGAAUUGCUCCAACAAUGAUGAGAAUCUGGUGAAUGACGUUGCGCCGCAGCAGAGUUUGUGGUCACCCAUAUUGUCGUUUGCACUGGAGUUCAUCAUAACAUGCUAACAUCAAUGCAUUUCCUUGUUGUUUUUUUUCAUAAGCUUGCAUUUCUGAUCUAGCUAAGCUACUGUCUACAGUGCUGUUUGAUCUACAUGCACAAACCUGGGCCAAGUUCCACUGCUCUACUGCUUUUGUUGAAUUUAGCAUCAAGAACCAGUUUGCUAUGUAUUCCAACUGGGUUUUCUUUCAAGACUUCUUGUUGUUCCAUUAGAACUUGUGGUUUUCCAUCAGAAACUAUUCUUUCAUCAGAAACUUUAGUUGGUCCAUUAAAAAGUUUGGUUUUUCCAUCAGACCUUUUGGGUGGUCUAACAGAAUUUCUAGUUGUUCCGAGCAGCAACAUUUAGUGCGGUAGUUAUUAGCAGGGAUGGAGGAGCCUCGUUUCUCAAUCAGGGACAUCAUAGUCAGAAAUCCAGCUAUUGCAAUUUGAUAUUUGAUUUCUGCAGUCUUCUUGUAAAAUGUCGGAAAUAAGGUGGAGGUUAAAAAAAAAAAAAAAAAGGCUUUCUAUCCACUCACUGGUGAAAUAUUUAUUUUUAUAAAUGCUUGAUGCUAAUAUGGAGCUGUAAUUCUAAUUCUGAAGAGUGGUGUCUAAAGGCUUCUAAAGAUCUUCCAUUUUUAUUUUUCAUUCUUGUGAUGGUUUUUAUUCUGCUGUCGUAAAGACUGGUGAUGGCCCUCUGUUGCGGGACACAAACGGAGGCGAGAAUUUAAAUUUUUUUGUAAACAAAAGGAAAAUAAACAGUAGGAUUUUAAUAUCUCAUUCUAUUGGACUAAUUGUGUGCAAUUAAUACUGAACUCUUUGGAGCAAUGAGAAUAUUUCAGCAAAGUGCUUUCUGGAUAGAGCUCUUUAUUGUGUUCUUUUUUAAGGUGCCUCUGUACAGUAUUUUUGUAUUGUAAUAUGUUGUAUUAUCUUUGAUCAUCUGGAUCAGAUGCUGGGAAUGGGGGAGCUUUCAUUUUAUUUUAUUAGGAAUUCUAAAUUGAAUAUAUAAUUGUAUACACAUCUUUUGAUAUGAAUAAAUGAUGACUAUAAAGUUAAGGAUUUUACACUUUGGACACAUUUGGCUUUCAUUGCAUUGUUUAACCUCUGAAUAAAGGGGCAUGUAGGGGCAGCUGCAAAUGUUUCUCGGCUGUUUGCAGUAUUGUAUUUUAUUUGGCCUGCCCAGUAAAAUGCAAGUCUUUUAGGCAGUGCUUUUCAAAUGCUCUCACCUACAGGAAACAUGGGUAAAUCUUACAAAACCUGUCAAGAAAAUACUGGCCAUAUUUCUUUCCAAAAUCAAAGCGGAACAAAGCAGAAAUUAUAUUGUGCUUAUUUUGCGUAUUCAAAAUAAUUUUAUGACAAUUAAGCUUAUGUUCUUCCCAGAAUUCUAAUUACAGUAAUGUGCAAAUAUCUCCUUUUUUGUUGUUCUGCCAUUAAUUUAUGCUGACCAACUGAAAAUCAUUAAUUAAAAUAAUUCAAUUACAAUGAUUUAAGCAAAAUCAUUACUGUAAUUCUACUGUAAUACAGUGGAAAAUAAACCGUAGAAAUGACUGAACUGUGAGAAGUGAAAACUCAAAGUAAAACAACUGUACAAUUUGCUGUAAUGAGAAGGUUGCUGGGCUUCAAAUUGUCACAAAAAUAAAACCACAUUGAAUUUAUUUUUAAGUUGGGGUGAAAUAUGACCUGUACAUGUUCUUGACAGGUUACAUGAGAUUCAUCCACACAUUUGUGAUGAAGACUUGCUUUGAUACGUCUGUCCUUUACACUUUACAGAGACAGUUUAUUUUAUUUUUUAUAAAACAGUUCCUAAGAUGAAACCUCAAAAUGAACAGCAAAUUCAUUUCACAUCUAAAGUCUUCCAUUUUGUACAAGGUUUACAUAAUGCAACAAUCCACCUAAUAAAAACUUUACUUUUUAUAUAGAGUUUUAGUUUUAUGACAAAUGCCAAUGCAGAGCAUUUAAAAUAGAAAUUUAAAUAUGUCUAAGAGCCUCUGUGAAUGUAACUUCCAAUGGUUUCAUUUAUUUCAGUGAUAUUCAUAAGGGGAUGUUUGGCUGUAUAUGAAUAAUUGCAAAUAUCAGAACAAUUCAUUUUUCUUGAUCUCAAAAAUAGUCUGUUAAUGAUUUGUUUUUGUAACAAUAUUUUAAAGCCCAUUUCACUGCCAGAGUAUAUCCCACCUUGAGUCAAAUUUCAUAUUUAUGAUUUUACAGUGUGGGAGCACUUUCUGUAUAGAAAUAAAACAUU
Molecule: messenger RNA, 5683 nt
Organism: Xyrauchen texanus (razorback sucker)
Lineage: Eukaryota; Metazoa; Chordata; Actinopteri; Cypriniformes; Catostomidae
Product: ubiquitin carboxyl-terminal hydrolase 11-like
Exons: 21
Coding region: 65-3073 (1002 amino acids)
Biological process (GO): protein deubiquitination
Molecular function (GO): cysteine-type deubiquitinase activity
Source: RefSeq, a predicted model, not a curated record